AUGGAGAAGAGCGCCAGCGCCAGCAAUGGGGUGGUGAAGGCUGUCCCGGCCUCCUGGAACUUCGAGCCGAACGAGACCCUCCUGGGCCUGACGGCGCUCUCGGUGCGCGGCGUGCUGGGCAGGAUCAAGGCCGGGAUGGUGGAGGCCGACGGCGGCGGGCGGCCGGUGGUCCCGAUGGGCCACGGCGACCCGUCGGCGUUCCCGUGCUUCCGGACGGCGGCGGAGGCCGUGGACGCCGUCACCGGCGCGCUCCAGUCCGGGGAGUACAACUCCUACGCCACUUGCGUCGGCCUUGAGCCCGCACGGAGGUCCAUUGCUCAGUACUUAUCCCGUGAUUUGCCAUAUACAUUGUCACCUGAUGAUAUCUACCUCACAAGUGGCUGUGCUCAAGCGAUUGAGAUAAUCUGCUCUGUCUUAGCUCGUCCCGGUGCCAACAUCUUGGUUCCAAGGCCUGGCUACUUGUUCUAUGAGGCACGCGCUGUUUUCAAUGGCAUGGAAGCACGGUACUUCGAUCUUCUACCUGAGAAAGGCUGGGAGGUUGACAUUGAUUGUGUCCAAGCCCUUGCUGACAAGAAUACUGUUGCUAUGGUCAUUGUCAACCCAGGAAACCCAUGUGGCAAUGUUUACACCUAUGAGCACCUGGCCAAGGUUGCUGACACUGCUCGGAAGCUUGGCAUAUUUGUCAUAGCAGAUGAGGUUUACGCACACUUGACAUUUGGAGAGAGGAAAUUUGUGCCGAUGGGUGUGUUUGGGGCUGUGGCUCCAGUGUUCACACUAGGGUCCAUAUCAAAGAAAUGGGUGGUGCCUGGAUGGCGGCUUGGAUGGAUAGUUACCAAUGAUCCUAAUGGUGUAUUUCAGAUGACUAAGGUAGUGGGCAGCAUCAAGAGCUACCUUGAUAUCUCGUCUGAUCCUCCAACAUUUGUCCAGGGAGCAAUUCCAAACCUCCUGGAGAACACAAAGGAGGAAUUCUUCCAAAAAACCAUCAAAAUUAUAAAAGAAAGUGCAGAUAUAUGCUGGGAACAGUUGAAGGGCAUCAAUGCAAUCACAUGCCCAAGCAAACCAGAGGGAUCCAUGUUUGUAAUGGUUAAACUGGAUGUAUCUUGCCUGUCGGACAUCAAAGAUGACAUGGACUUCUGCUGCCGGCUGGCAAAGGAAGAAUUAGUGGUUGUUCUGCCAGGAUGUGCUGUGGGAUACAAGGAUUGGCUUCGGAUCACCUUUGCAAUUGAUCCGUCUUCCCUCGAAGACGGGCUUCACAGGCUCAAGUCCUUCUGCUUGCGAUACAAGAAGCCGACAAAGUGA
Molecule: messenger RNA, 1299 nt
Organism: Miscanthus lutarioriparius
Lineage: Eukaryota; Viridiplantae; Streptophyta; Magnoliopsida; Poales; Poaceae
Source: the annotation of a GenBank genome assembly